Molecule: messenger RNA, 1215 nt
Organism: Phytophthora nicotianae INRA-310
Lineage: Eukaryota; Oomycota; Peronosporomycetes; Peronosporales; Peronosporaceae
Product: mRNA surveillance protein pelota
Exons: 4
Coding region: 1-1215 (404 amino acids)
Biological process (GO): RNA surveillance; nuclear-transcribed mRNA catabolic process, no-go decay; ribosome disassembly
Cellular component (GO): cytoplasm
Source: RefSeq, a predicted model, not a curated record
AUGAAGCUGCUCAAGAAGCAGAUCAGCGAGAAGGAUGGCGCCGGCUCGGUGGUGCUGCGAGCUGAGGAGCCCGAGGAUAUGUGGCACAUCUACAAUCUCAUCCACGUAUCCGACUCGGUCAAGACCACAACGAUCCGGAAGGUGGUGAAGGAGGGCGUGACGGGCUCUACCAGUAGUCAACGUGUGCGCAUGACACUGCAAAUUGAGGUGGAACAAGUCAAUUUCGAUCCUGCCCUGUGUGUGCUGCGUAUCAAGGGCAAGAACAUCAUGGAGAGUCAACACGUUCGGUUGGGAGCUUACCACACUCUUGAUCUCGAGAUGAAUCGCGACUUCACGCUAACCAAGAACUGCUGGGACGUCAUGUCGCUGGAACGUAUCGAGAUGGCGUGCGAUAUCACCAAGCAAGCUGAGCUAGCAGCUGUGGUUAUGCAGGUUGGCUUGGCGCACUUGUGCUUGAUCAAGGGUGACAUGACUGUCAUCCGUGCCAAGAUCGAGACCAGUGUACCCAAGAAGCGUCCUGGAAGUUCUGCCCACGCCAAGGGCACGGAGAAAUUUUAUGAGAACAUCGUGCGGUCCAUUCGACAGCACAUUGAUUUCAAGCUCGUCAAGUGCGUCCUGCUUGCCAGUCCGGGUUUCGUCAAGGACGACUUCUUCAAGUUUAUGAUCGAGCAGGCUGUGCGUCAGGACGACAAACUCAUCCUCGAGAACAAGCCCAAGUUCGUGCUGUGUCAUUCGUCGUCUGGGCACAAGCAUGCGCUCGAUGAAGUGCUCAAUGAUCCAGCAAUUCAGUCACAGGUGGCGGAUACCAAGGCCGUGGAAGACGUCAAGUGUCUGGAGCGCUUCUUCAACAUGCUGCAUAUCGACCAGGACCGCGCGUACUACGGCUACAAGCACGUAGAGCGUGCCAACGCCAAUAUGGCCAUCGAGACGCUCAUGAUCACGGACGCUCUGUUCCGGUCGCAGGAUAUCGCCACACGUCGUAAAUACGUCGACCUGGUCGAAAGUGUGCGGGAUAACGGCGGUACCGUCAGGCUGUUCAGUAGUUUGCACGUGUCAGGCGAGAAGCUAGGCCAAGUGAGUGGCAUCGCUGCCAUCCUGCGUUUCCCUAUGCCCGAAAUCGACGACGAAGAUCAAGACGAGGAGUCCGAUUCCGAGGAAGAGAACGAGGACGAUAGUGGAGUGGGCGAUCUGUCGGUCGAAGCUUUAAGUAUGUAG